Molecule: messenger RNA, 582 nt
Organism: Dama dama (fallow deer)
Lineage: Eukaryota; Metazoa; Chordata; Mammalia; Artiodactyla; Cervidae
Product: small ribosomal subunit protein eS10-like
Exons: 1
Coding region: 17-514 (165 amino acids)
Cellular component (GO): cytosolic small ribosomal subunit
Molecular function (GO): RNA binding; structural constituent of ribosome
Source: RefSeq, a predicted model, not a curated record
CACAGCAGCCAUCGCGAUGUUGAUGCCCAAAAAAAACCGGAUUGCCAUUUAUGAACUCCUUUUUAAGGAGGGGGUGAUGGUGGCCAAGAAGGAUGUCCACAUGCCCAAGCACCUGGAGCUGGCAGACAAGAACGUGCCCAAUCUUCAUGUCAUGAAAGCCAUGCAGUCUCUCAAGUCACGAGGCUACGUGAAGGAACAGUUUGCCUGGAGACACUUCUACUGGUACCUCACCAACGAGGGCAUCCAGUAUCUCCGCGAUUACCUCCACCUGCCCCCUGAGAUUGUGCCCGCCACCCUGCGCUGCAGCCGUCCGGAGACUGGCCGGCCACGGCCCAAAGGUCUGGAGGGAGAGCGACCUGCAAGACUCACGCGAGGGGAAGCCGACAGAGACACCUACAGACGAAGUGCCGUGCCCCCUGGUGCCGACAAGAAAGCUGAGGCUGGGGCUGGGUCAGCAACUGAGUUCCAGUUUAGAGGCGGAUUUGGUCGUGGACGUGGUCAGCCACCUCAGUAAAGUUGUGAGAGGUUGUUUUGUGUUGAAUAAACAUGUAAAGAGAAGAAACUAAAAAAAAAAAAAAAGAA